Messenger RNA from Branchiostoma floridae (Florida lancelet), 1108 nucleotides. RefSeq names its product protein ccsmst1-like. NCBI's taxonomy places the organism in Eukaryota, Metazoa, Chordata, Leptocardii, Amphioxiformes, Branchiostomatidae. The transcript is spliced from 2 exons. The record is from RefSeq and is a predicted model, not a curated record. Bases 119 to 589 code for a protein of 156 amino acids.
AUCGAGGAUAUUUACGACAAACGCAAAUUGGGCUGUUGCAUAAGAUAAACUGACGACAUUUUCCGUAGCUUUGCAGAAACGUUAAAUUUAAUAUUAUAUCACUCCUUAGUAGGCAGCUAUGGCUGGAAGGUUACUGACUUCACAACUAUAUAUCAUCACAGAGAACAGUGGUAUUAAUACAUUACUUCGGAGGCUCCUGCGCACGAAGCUGCUACCACAGUACCAGACCCUCUCCACUGCUGCAGCAAGACAUGCCAGGAAAACAGAGGACCCCCCAGGGGAGGAGGAUACAGGACCCCUGAAGUUCACCACCAGUAAGGGUGCUCAGUGGAAGGUGGCGCAAACUAUGAACCUGAACAAAAACCGUCCAAUCAGAAAAAUCAUCCCUUUUUCCCUUACCUUCACAGCUAUCCUGCUGUACUUCUGUGUAUUCCGCAAGGAGUCGUGGUUGGAUGAGGAACUGGACAAAAACUUGUAUGCCAGGAUGCCAGGGUUAUUACCGCCAACAGAUGAAAAUGAGGGUACUGACAGUGUUGCUGUUUCAGGACAAGAUGUUGCUACAACUACUAAUGUUACACCUUCUACAUAGCGAAUUUUGUAUAUCUAAAUUACUGAUGUACCUAUAGGCUGAAAAUGUUGUUGUUUUGUGAAUUUUUGCUUUAAGUUAUAUUUGACUCAUAAAAUAUAGAGGUGUAAAUAAUUAAUAGGCAACAUUAAUUAAUGUGCUGAAUGAAAAAAGUGAAUAGAUCUAGUAGAGGGCAGGGGAGAAACAUUGAAUACUGUAAAUGUAGAAACUUUCGCAGUGGUUUAAUGUUCCGCAGUGGCGGCUUCACUGUGAACUUAACACCACCGCGAACAUGUUUCCAUUGCAGUAAGAGACAGUGCAUGAUUUUACCACGAACCAUCGUGAAAAGUCCUUUUCCCUGCUACUGUGAAAUUAUAUACCACGAACUUAAAAACAUUUACAGUAUGUGACUCGGAUAACGUCCUUGCUCAGACUGUAUUAAACUUUAUAAUAGUCCAUGUACAAGUGCGUAAACCUGGUCCUCAGGCUGUUGUCAUCAUUUUUGUAUUGAGAACCAAGAAAUUAAAUAGAUGUGUCCCUUUC